This is a messenger RNA of Dunckerocampus dactyliophorus (ringed pipefish), 3886 nucleotides long. Its product is annotated as arylsulfatase I-like. The transcript has 10 exons. The coding region runs from base 173 to 2374 and encodes 733 amino acids. NCBI's taxonomy places the organism in Eukaryota, Metazoa, Chordata, Actinopteri, Syngnathiformes, Syngnathidae. The record is from RefSeq and is a predicted model, not a curated record.
AAGACUUUGGAGGAAGAAGGAAGCCUCUCUUGGAAACUUGAGGACAUGCGGCGGCGUCCUCAGCGAACUUUCCGCCAGCAGAACUCCCUCCAGAACCGAACCGAGCCCAGAAGAAUGAAGUGAGCAGCGCAGCAAGAGCCGUUCACUUGCAUUGAUUCCAUAUUGAGGAAAGAUGCAGGCAGUGCCCGCAACUUUUGUCCUGAUGAUCUGCAUCCUCAGUUUGGACGGCUUCGUCUCCUCAUCUGGCCGGGAGCGGCACCAGAAUGAUGGGAUGCCGCCGCCAAAGCCCAGCAAGCAGCCGCAUAUCAUCUUCAUCCUCAUCGAUGAUCAGGGAUUCAACGACAUCGGCUAUCACAACCCCGCCAUCAAGACCCCCACGCUGGACAAGCUGGCGGCAGAGGGCGUCAAGCUGGAGAACUACUACGUCCAGCCCAUCUGCACGCCGUCACGCAGCCAGCUCCUCACUGGAAGGUCUGAACUCCCCGAUUGUGGACAUCUUUUCCAUGUAGGCUCUUCUAGACCAGAACUUGUGGGUGUUCCCUGCAGGUAUCAGAUCCACACGGGUCUUCAGCACUCCAUCAUCAGGCCGAGCCAGCCCAGCUGUCUUCCUCUGCACAUGGACACGCUUCCCGAGAGGCUGCGCCAGGCCGGAUACGCUACGCACAUGGUGGGGAAGUGGCACCUGGGCUUCUACAGGAAGGCGUGCUUGCCCACCAGGAAGGGCUUUGACACCUUCUUCGGAUCCUUAACAGGAAGUGUGGACUACUACAGUUAUGGCUCAUGUGACGGCCCGGGCCUGUGCGGCUACGAUCUCCAUGACAAUGAGGGUGUGGCCUGGGGUCAGGAGGGGAAGUACUCCACCACACUCUUCACUCAGCGAGCUCGCAAGAUCCUGGAGAGCCAUGCCCCCCGCGAGCGACCUCUCUUCCUGCUUCUGUCCCUACAGGCUGUCCACACGCCGCUGCAGCCUCCAAAGUCAUACAUCUACCCAUACCGCCACAUGGCCAACGUGGCCAGGAGGAAGUUUGCCGCUAUGGUGUCCACGGUGGAUGAGGCGGUGCGUAAUGUCACCUACGCUCUGAGGAAGUACGGAUUCUACCGCAACAGCGUCAUCAUCUACUCCACCGACAACGGUGCACAGCCCUUCACUGGUGGCAGCAACUGGCCGCUGAGAGGCCGCAAGGGGACGUAUUGGGAGGGCGGCGUCCGAGGCGUGGCAUUCGUGCACAGCCCGUUGCUACGACGCAGGAGGCGGGUGUCCAAAGCUCUUCUUCACAUCACAGACUGGUUUCCCACGCUGGUGGGCCUCGCCGGGGGCAAUGUCAGCCAGAGUCUGGACGGCUACGACGUGUGGUCUGCCAUCAGCGAAGGGAAGAAGUCGCCUCGUCAAGAGAUCCUCUACAACAUCGACCCCCUGCACAAGCCUCCUGCACCCGCCGCCACCUGGGAUGCCAGUGCAGAAGGAGCACCAGUGGCUCCAUCAAAGGCUGCGGGCUUAAAAAAGCCAAAGAAGAAGAAGAUAGAGAAGCUUCGAAAGCAGCGACCAAAGCAAAAGUCAGCCUUCAAGCUACCAAAAUUCAACCUCAAAGCCAAAAACAAACAAAAGCUGCAGUCCAAGUCCCUCAAGCCUCAUCUCAAGGUCCAGUCCGCCUUCCACAACCUGUCAAUCACACAGACAUCCCACCACAAACAGCCAGGGAUUUUCAGUUCAAAAUCCAGAAGGACGACGUCCCAGGAGCAGAACCUGUCAUGGCCACAGACGACAAAGACCAAACUCAGGCUGCAUCUCAAGUCCAAGAGGACGUUUUCUCAGCAGAAUGUGUCCCAGCCAGACAAAAACAUCCUGCCCACCCCACCCCAGUCUGUUUGGGACACAUCGGUCCAGGCGGCUAUCAGAGUCGGAGACUGGAAGAUGCUAACUGGAGACCCCGGCCAUGGAGAGUGGGUCCCGCCACAGGUUCUGCCAACGCUGCCGGGCCGCUGGUGGAAUCUGGAAAGAGCCUUCUCGGCCCUCUACAGAACCUUUAAGCAAAAGAACAUCUGGCUCUUCAACAUCAGCGCCGACCCGUACGAGCGGCGGGACCUGGCAGAGCAAAGACCAGACGUGGUCCAGCAGCUGCUGUCCCGCCUGGCCUACUACAACCGGACCGCUGUACCAGUCUACUUCCCGCCAGAUGACCCACGCGCUGACCCCAGCCUGCACGGCGGUGCCUGGGUACCGUGGGUAGAGGAGGAAGACGAUGAGGAAAAAUAUGAGGGCAUCUACAAGAAGGUCCAUGAGAAGAACAAGAAGAAGAGGAAGAAGUGUCGACUCUGCAAGCUCAAGGCCUUCUUUCUAAAACUCAACACCAGGAUCAUGUCCAGUCGCAUUUGAUUGCAACAUGGAACCGCUUUCAGGUAGAUCUAGUGUUUACAUGGUACACUUGGACUUUUAUUUGUGACACUAAUGUGAAUGUGGAGACAUUUUUAUCAUAACAUUAGGGAUGGACAUUUGACGAAAUUGACAGAAUUAUAAAAUAAACCAUUGAUUGUAAUGCUUGAAUGGUGGAGUAGUGUCAAAGCUUACGUUGACAUUCCAAGAUGUUUGUGAAUGCUUUUCCACUGACAGAUGUUUGUGAUUUAUGUCACACAAACAUGCGCGUUGUAGUUUUUACAUCAACUAAACAUUUCAAAAGUUAAUUCUCUGACAUAUUUUGAGAUUAAAGUAAACCAAAAUAUUAGAAACAGCCCAGGAGUAAGUUUUCCACUGUGAAAAUAAACAUUACACCACGGAGUCUUUGACUAAUAUCGCCUAUUUUAUUUGUGCCAAUGUAUACAACACUGUCAUCAUAUGCAGUUAUCUGCUUAUUUUAAUUACGGUAGUUUUUUAACAAGUCAGUUUUUUUAAGAAAAGGAGCGCUGUAUUCAUUUGACCGUUAGAUGGUGCUAGAUGUCAAGGCUCAUUGUGGCGCCGUAAACACACACUAAUUACAUCCUCCACAGAGAAAUAAUUUCAUGUGUUAAGACAAAAGGGGUACUCCGGUUUCCUCCCACAUUCCAAAAACAUGCAUGUUAGGUUAAUUGGCGACUCUAAAUUGUCCAUAGGUAUGAAUGUGAGUGUGAAUGGUUGUCUAUAUGUGCCCUGCAAUUGGCUGGUGACCAGUCCAGGGUGUACCCCGCCUGUCGCCCGAAGUCAGCUGGGAUAGGCUCCAGCAUACCCCCGCGACCCUAAUUAGAAGCGUCAUAGAAAAUGGAUAAAGACAAAGGGGAUUGUCAUCCACAGGAUUAAAGUCAUUCAAAUCCAACGAUGCUGACAAACUGCAGCUUUGAGGAAUCUCAACUAUCACUGAUUUGGCUAAUCUAAGAUUAAAUACAUAUUUCAGUGUGCAGUCAUUAAAAUUGAGACAGCCACAGGGCAUUUUAUAUAUACACCGUAAUAUAUAACAUACAUAUGAAUUUAUUACACUGCCUAAGUUUCUUUACCCUUGUGUAACAGCUAAGCAAGUUAAAAUUAAAGUUGGAGGCACCGUUGUGCAGGAAGUAGACCUUAGGUCUAAUGUUUGUGUAUAAAAGGACAAAGGAAAAAAACAGAAGAAAAAAGUCAGUGGUGGAAACAUGUAAUGCCCUGGAUGUUUAUUUCAUGAGUGACACCUUCGCCUCACUGUGCUGAAGUGUCGACACAAGCAGACAAAUCAACAAGCGGCCUCUGGAGUGGGCUAGGCGGAGGAUGGGGGAUACAGACAGAAAAAGAAAAUAACUACAAGUAGCCGUGUUCAGUACCAAACUCUUCACAGAAGAGAAGUUCUGCUUUGUUUUGUCCUGCUGCCAAAAAUGAAAGGCACCCUUGAUGCGUCCCAGUCUUCAAGAGUCAGUUGAUUUUAUUUCAUUUGUCAAUAAAAUGUCGCUU